Messenger RNA from Xyrichtys novacula (pearly razorfish), 40938 nucleotides. NCBI's taxonomy places the organism in Eukaryota, Metazoa, Chordata, Actinopteri, Labriformes, Labridae. The record is from the annotation of a GenBank genome assembly.
AUGAGUAACAGGAUGGACGGUCCAUCGGGCCAGGGCCCCAGGGCGAAUGGGCCCAUUGCAGCACCCAGCACCCCUGUGAGCUCCUCAUUAGGCCCACCUCUGUCUCCAGAGGAGCUGGAGGAAGAGCCACCGUCAACUCUGACAGAUGUCACCCAAAUGUGGAUUAAAUUUGCCAAGACUUUUGCCAUCAUCUUCCCGAUCUACGUCCUGGGAUAUUUUGAAUUCAGCUUCAGCUGGGUUCUGAUCGGACUUGCCAUGUUGUUCUAUUGGAAGAAGAACCACGGGAGUAAGGACUACAGGAUAAACCGCGCCUUGGCAUUCCUGGAGCAUGAAGAGAAGGUAGUGAGGCAAAGUCUGCCUACCACUGAGCUCCCACCGUGGGUAAGUCCCUUCAGUUUUAUUACAGUUCUUGUAUCAUCAGUACCAAGUAAUCACUGCCUUGUAAUUGGACUACUUUAUUAGCAUCACCCUAUUAACAUUUUACAACUGAGCUACAUCCUGUACUCUUGCGGGACCAAUACUCCAGAAUAAAACGUUUUAUCGUAGGACAAUAUUUUACCUAGAAGACAGUACCCAAAGAAACAAGUCUGCUCGCACCUAGCACGCUGGAUACAGAUCGAGGUAGACCUGUCUAAUGGCUUCAGCUUUUAAGGUUUUACUCCCUCAGAUGAGGUCAUUUUUGUACAGAUAAAAGAGGUUUACUGAUUUGUAAAUAAACCUUGUGUAGUGCUGGGAUAGUGUGAGUCUUGGUCAACUAGAAAAUUACAACUAUUAUCAAGAAAAAGCGACACAGUGGCACAGAAACUGCACAUUACUGAAUGCAAUAGACGUCUUCAUGCAGGAAGAUUGCUCAAACCCUUUUUUCAUUGAGAGCCCUUAAAAAAGACUAUCUCAUCAUUCUUUGAAAAAAAGUCUCACUUUUCAGAAAGAACAAAAACUGUGUUAUUCACAAACAGAUAUUAUAUAAACUUUUGGGGAGAAUGGAAAAGAAUAUGUUGUGUGUUCAAGUCAGGAACAUUCACGUUUAACUUUGAUUUCACAACCCCAGUAAUGCAUCAUAUUGCAUCGUACUGUAUCAUAUCAUAUUGUAUAGUAUUGUAUUGCGUCGCAUCGUAUUGUAUCAUUUAAUGUUGUUGUGAUUAAAAUGACUGUAACUGAUAUGGGAUAAAAUUUGAGUAAAAACUGUUAAAAAUUCACAGUAAAGUUUAGAAAUUUCAUCAGUUAUAAGAAACUUUAAAGUGACCCAGGUCAGAGAACAGCCAUCAGAAGGGUUGCAGGUUUUCUUGGAUGCACCACUAGCUCCAGUUUGCCUCCAGUACCUUGACUCGGCUGAACCCUCUCUGAUAUUUUCACUCCAGCCAAACGCCCAAAGGAGAAGCAGUCCUCGAUGAAUAAUUUACACCUGACCUCUGAGCCUGCGGGGUUCCUCUGGGUUGGCACUGUUUUUGAAGGAGAGUCAUGAAACCUGUUCUCGUUUUCACUUUCUUGGAUUCGGCAUCUUGGUGUGGUUCCCUGUCUGUCAGCGUGCAGAGGGAGGACUGGCCACACGCCUCACACAUAGCUGCCAUUCUCUCUCUGUCUACUCAUUCUCUUAUUAUUACAUGUGGCAAGCCAAAAUUACCAGUUAUAAGCAUGUGAGGAAUGGAGUUUACCAUUGGGUGUGUGCUCAUAGCAUGUGAGCAACCUGCAACCUUCAGAGCUAACUCUGUAGAUGAGUCGGCAUGUGUUGGUGGAGAUUCAGUUGAGCAUGGUGUUUUUCCAGGAAGGUUUUUUUAGAGCAGGAUAGUGGAUGGAAACGUUGAAACCUCAAAUACGUCAUAUCUGCAGGAUUACUUAUGGUUAAAGAGGGCAAAACGACACGAGACUCAAUGUGUGUGACCGGUACCAGUUCCCUCUCGUUAAUGGAGAAGGUUCUAACCUGUCCAGACCAGAUAAGCAGAUAUAGGCGAGAGUGACGAAGUAUCAUGAGCAAAAGACUGACAGAUAUAAUUUUGAGGCCAAUAUAAUGCCAAAGUUCUGCCCACAACCCUAUCUGAUUCGCCAGAGGCAAUACGACUUCCUUUAACAUUUCUGGAACAUUUGAGUUUUGAAUUUCCAUGUUUUUACUGUUAAUGCGUAUUGGUCUACAGUCUCAUUGACUGCCAGUAAUGGAUGUCAGUAUCAACCCUAAAAAAACAGUUGUUUUCAUUGGGAUUGAUGGAUUUGGUCCAAGCUAGGGCUGAGAGAUAAGGGGAAAAGUUAAUCACGAUAUAUUUUUUUCAAAUCAGUUGAUAUCGAUGAAUAUCUUGAUAUAAAAAAACACUUGUCAAUCUUUAAUGUUCCCUGUUGCUCUUAAAUCACAAUUUAACAGUGCUUAUUGGUAGCACGUCUUUUGCAAUACAAUAAGCAACUGCAUAUGUGAGGUCUUUGUGUCUAUUUGACAUUUUGUCAUAAGACGUUGUGCUAGAGAAAGUGAAAUGGUCAGCUGCAUGUGUUAAAGUGCUAUGGUUGCGUGUAGCUGCAGCCUGCUACUACGCAGUUGCUACGUGGUUCUAAUUCAGCACAUGAUUGGUUCAGUGCAGUGCGAAUCGGACCCACUCCCCUUUUCAUUGGCUAUUCAUAUAGUCUACCAAAACAUGGCAGAAUGCCGACAAUUGAGAAGCACAUUGACCAUGUUUGAUAUCAAUAUCAAGGGAAAUUAAUUUUUGAUACUGUUAUUGUUUUAUUGCCCAGCCCUAGUUCAAGCCGUAACAGCUAUUUAUAGGAACGAUAUUGGUUUUGUCUGAUGAUAAAUUAAAAAAUUACUCAUUGAUACAACAGGUUCUGGAAAUUUCCAGGUGAUGCACUGACUAUAUUCACCCAGUGACAGCUUACACACGAUGCAGGAGAAACUUUCCCUCCUCAUAAGUAAUGAAAGGUGGGUGUGGAUAUCGGUAUCAGACAAAUUGAGUUUGAAAAUAAUACUAAAAAGUUUCCCAGACCAGAAAACUGAUGUUUGAUCCACAGCAUCAAGUAUGAUUCAGUCAGAUCUUUGGUGUAAUUGUGGAGCUUCUCCCUGCUUUGAAGCUGCACAAUCAUUCCACCCCAGACUUGUGAAAUCGACACAGAAACUCAGUUCCUCAGUGAUAAGGAUGCUUCUGUUAUGCAAUGAUAUUUCUGAUGAUGAUAAUGCAGUGAAUCCGUGAGAAGCCGAGUGGAUGGCAGCGUGCCAGGUAGACCCAAACAGCCUCCUCCCUUCAUCACAUCCUUUAUCACACAGACCUUGAGAAACUCGGUGCUGAGCGACAGCAGAGACGCUUUCCCGUAGAGCAGCUGUCGUUUUUGUUGUGUUGUGAGUCAGCGCUCUUAUCUUUUGUCUUUAUGUUGUUAUUUUCACCACGUCUGUGUCACAGAGGUUUAAACCUGCACCAACAACAUUUGGAUGCGUAAAAGAAACAGUGAUGAUUGGCAGCUCAUUGUUUGUUUGAUUAAAGGGAAACCGAGGAUCCAGUGAAAGGCUGCCACCGCAUAAGUGUGUCACUCUGAUAACCAGCCAAACAAUCAGCUGCGAACUUUGACCCUUGAAAGACGCUGACACUCUGUCUGUCCCUGAUCUACAUUCAAGACGCUAAAUCAAUUUCACCUUUAUCACACUAACCUCAGAGCUGGUUGAUGAGCUGCUGAUAGAAAGUAUUGGAGUCGUCACUGAGCAGCGUUAGGAGCUGUUUUAUAAAAGCAGUACCUCUGAAUUAGCGAAAGUCCAUGACUGGUCUUUUGUUGGACUUAAGGUCCUUACACACCGGGAACAACGCAAAUAUAGAACGCAAAAUUACGAAAUAUUCUGAAGCUAGUUUUGACGCGCCUGACUAUACACAUCAAGCGCGAUGCGAUUUUGCGACUUUCCGGGGGGAAAAAAGAUGCGUCCCGGGUGGAAGCAAGAAGACUGACACAACAGCAGACUGAGUGUUUUUCAGUUCUGAUUAGACUCUAGUGUUGAGAUGUCUGUCUGUCAUGAUAGCAUGUACUGAGUCGGGGCCAGUACCAGAUAGAUAGAUACCAGCCGGUUGGCCAUGUUGCAUACCGAUGAAUUUGACGUCGCAACAACACGCAAUCUGAUUAAUCAGAAGUGGACACACAGUAUGCGAAACUUUAGAAAAAUAAACCUUAAAAAGAAAAAAAUAUUUUUUCUUACAAAAAAAAGAAAAAAUAAAUGCCGCAAUAACCCAGGACAGGAAAACGUCACUGAUGUGAACGCUUGUAAUGACAGGAUACGGGUGCUAAAAAAAAUUGACGUCCGAAAUAAUCAGACGAAAAAAAAACACUUCCUGUGUGAAAGGACCUUAAGUGUCCUGAAGAUGAACCCCAAGUUUAUACUUAAUGAAGUCGACAAAUUCAACUUUUGAUUCUACUUUUUUUAAAUAACCUGGAACGGUUUUCAGCUCAUUUUUUUGUCAAUUUGAUGAAUAAAUAAAUUUCAAGAAACGCAUUACCAUCCUGACUCGUCUGAUUCUAGCACAGUUAUCUUGGCUGCUGCAACUUUCUUAAAAAUAUCUGCUCAAUAAAAAUACUUUCUCAAUCAGGGUCUGAAUCCAUAUACGACAGUAAGUGAUACAUUUCUAAAUAUUGCUAAAAAUGUUCACUUAGUUUUGGAUGAUUUUCAAAUAUCUGUCAAACCUAGAAACAGAAACCAACAGUUAAAUAAAUGUUUGUGUUUGGCCAACGGUUAUUAGUCCCUGAAACAUAAUUUUUUAAAAUGGUUGUUAAAACUGCCACAUCUCUGUUUUCUCAUCUUUAAGUUGGUCCCUGGGGUAGAAAUGUUUCCACUUUAUUAAUCUCCAUUUCUAUUUAACUUUACAGCGAGAUAAACGUUGAAUGCUUUAAAUUCUCCCAAACGACAAACAGUCGCUUUGUUUAUGAAACCAACAAAAUUAACCUCUUCUGCAAUGUGCUGGCACGUAAACUAUGAUCAUGAGUGAAAAAUGGAUUCUGGUCCAGAGCCUGUCGUCUUUGUGGCUCGCUCUCUCAGAGAAAUAUUUCCAGAAUGAGGUUUGAUAGGCAGUGUGGGCAGCAGCUCAGGGUUCACAGGCCAAGAAUGCCUGAGGUAAUAACACAGUUUUAUUUUAGUUGAAACACUCUAACACUGCGCAAAAAGCUGUUAUCAGCACACGAAAAGAUGCGUCUGUAGGGGAUUUUUUUUAGGGCAAAAACAGGUGGAAUUUUUCUCUUUCUGAGUAUAUGAGAAUAUAGUCGUUGGCACGUAAACGUUCUUCUCAACUGACCUGGCACUGUUUGAACCACAUGAGCUGGAAAAUCAAAGUUUUUGAAGAAGAGAGAGCAGAGGUAACAGAGUCAAAGUCUCUUGAUGUGAUUAGUAAUGCAUGACACGACACAAGACUGAAAAAACGACUCAAGAAACGAGCUGCAGCUACCGGCCGCAGAUCAAACCCAGUCAUCUGAUUGUCGUGAUUUAACAUCAAAUACAACUUUAGUUUGAAAUUAGUGGCAGGGACACAAAGGUCAUCCCAGGAAGCGGAGGACUUUCAAGGUGUAAUUUAUGUUUCGACUGCAGUGCAGACAUAAUAAAACCUGUGCAGCAGCAUUACCACAGCUUGAGAUUUGGGUUAGUAAAGUUAAGGUAUGGAAGUUGUACAUAAGCUGGCGGAUAUAGGCCACAGGUUCAACAACAUUCCUGUCAAACUUAACACCAAUACGGAAGUGGAUAUCUCAGCUGACAGAAAUAUGGGUCUAGUUAGCACAUAUUGAGUGUCACAUUGUUUUGACUGGUUGUCAACACCUCCUACUUCUGUCUCAGCAGCAGAGGAUGUGUGAGGCGCGUAGGCUGCAUUGUCAGAAAUUUGUUCCAGUGUCGAGAUAACUUUUCUUGACUUUUGCUGCAGUAUACUUUAUGUUCUUAUAUUGCUGUUAAAAAAUUUGAUGAGACAAAACAGAUGCUGUAGUUGUUGGUCUUGAACCUCUGUCCUAUCAGAAUCCAUUUUGCUUGUUUUGUAUUAUUUUAUCUCAUAGACGACAGUAGAAGCAAGAAUUGUAGAGUAAGUAAAUUGGAUUGUUUUAGAUUUUUGGUGCUAUCUCAAAUCUUAACUAAUCAGGAGGAGUUGCACUGUAAAGAGCGAAGGGCAACAUUUGAGAUGCCAGACAGCCGACUGACAACAUAGAUGAUGCAACUCCACCUCCCCCUGUUGUAUAAUAUCAAAGACCACAUUCCUCCUGCAGUGGUCCCUGAAAAACUCAGCAUUUUGAGACACAUCGUGUAUAAGAGGCUUAAGUCAGAAGGAAUACUUCCUUAAAAUUUUUUGAGACAUAAAUUUUAAAGUUUGACUCGUGUUCCAUCUGUUUACAUGGUUAAGGUAAAGAGAAAAAAGGUCAAUAAGCAAAUGUCAAGGCCACCCGACAGUUUGUAGAUUGGCGACUGAAAGUCUUGAGUUUGACAUUUUGACCUGAGUCGGUUUUGUUGUAGCCUGAAGGGACCGUGUACUAGAAGUCAUUUUCAAGGCUUUUGUGCCUUCAUUUUGGAGGUGAGAGGACAGAAAAUAGAGCAGAAAUUUGAGAGAAAAUGGGGAGUGACAUGCAGGGACAGGGGCCACACACUAAAAUUAAACUUGAGCUAUAGCUCAUGGGGUGCACACUUGACCCACUAGGCUAACAAUGCCGUUAUUUGACCAUAUUCUGAUGAGAGAGAUAGUUCUGUGAUUCUAUCCAAAUAUGAUAGAGGUUUUAUUGCUCAUUUCAACUAGAGAAGGACCAUGUUAUACCUACCUUAGUUUUACAUUUUAUCAAGUUUGGAUAAUCUUACAAUUUAAACUAUUUAUCUUCCCCGGUUGUUUAAAAACUCAUUUCUUUCUCCAUUUAAUACAAGAUUUCAGGUACUGUCUCUUUAAGGCCCCCCUUCCCAACAGGCCCACUCUCUGUUGAUUGGCCAGCUCUUUAGAACCCUGCCAGGAUAGAACUUUGUUAUAGUUACAUGAAUAUCAAGGGAAUUCCAUGGCUUUGUGAUGUCACAGAAUUCCGUGGUUUAAACAGUGAGGUGAAGCUGGAGUCUAGACCAGCCUGCAGACUGAGCUUUUGAAGUUCAGAUGUUCGUUACAUAUCGUAUCAAAACUUAACUGCCAGGUAGGAGGAAUAUACGACAUUUUAACAGCAGAAUCUUAAAAAAUAUGGAAUAGCUGAACACCUUAGACUGUAUAUAGAAUGGACAGAGUCUACCUCCUCGCUGGGUGAAGCCACUCCGAGAACAGCACCCUCUGGUGAUGGGCUGCAGUAUAGGAGUAUGCAGUAUACAGCUCUGUUUUUAAAAGUUAUCAGGAGAUUCAUGUUUUUUAUGAUUGACAUUUGAUACAGCCUAUGGGCAUACAAAGAUUGCGUAGCUCACCCGGGGAUAUGCUGUUUGAGCCGAGCGCCAUCACAGCGACUCUCCCGUUGAGUGCGUACAACGUUACUGCACAAUGUUGGUUUUAGGAAAUGAAGAAAAAACGUGGAAUUACCGAGAACUUUUCGGCUUUAAAUCUGUUUACUGGUGGGAGGUGGAACCAAGUUGUCCAUAGAUACAGUCUAUGGUUAACACCCAUUUGAAAAAAAACUGUCAAACGAAUUUACCAAAAUAUGAGAGGCUGACUCCUUAAUCUCCGAUUUCUAAGCUUGAAGCUACAUCUGCAGGUGAACAAAUACCUGUAGGAAGUUUUUUACUCACUGUUUCUUAAAAAUCUUCUCUGAAAUGAUGGAGGUUUUAUUAAUUCUCUGUCCACAGGACAACAAAGAUGGAUUAAAAAAAACCAAAAAACUUUGGUGUAAAAACUCUGUUUCAAGGGAAACAGAUGUGAAGGCUAAGGCCAAAAAACCUCCUUUAUUAUAAAUAUCCUGGCAUGUGGACUAACCUUAGAUACAGAACUGAUAUCUGUCAAAACUUUGGUGAAGAGCCCCCAGACCACAAAACAGAGAGGCAUCAAAUCUUGAUUUAUUUGUUUGUUUGCUGCCUUGAAACUUUUCCCAUCAAUAAUGAAGAGGUUGGUGGAGAGUGGCCUCAGUGGGCAGUUCCUGGGUGUGGAUGAGAUGAUGUAAGUGUACGAAUAUGAAGCUUUGUGUGCUGUAAACAUUCAGCUGUAGCCCGAUAAACCUUCAACCUGAGAGGUGACAUGGUCUGUUAUCGUGGAUUAAAACAGUUCUCAGUAGAAGAGAAGAUUAUGAAAAGUUAAUUCAGCCGCAGUGUAACAGUUUACCACCCUGUGUCUCUUUCUGUUUCCCUCACCCCUCUCCUUCUUCCUCCCCUCGGUCUCUGUGUUCUCGUAUGACUCGUGCUGCUGGGUGGGGCUUCAUUCGCCCUUUUUGAAGUGCCACAGGGUGGGGCUCUGCUCCACAGCACAGAAUGGAAACAAUGUGGAGGAACAGACAGGCCUUGUGCUGCGCUGAACUGCUCUUACAGACAGACUCUGUUUGGUUUGCUUUUGGAGUGCUUUUCGAGCUCAUUAAGUUCACUGAAAAGAAAACUACUAUUUGAUUCAUGUGCUGCCAACUGUUGGGGGUUUAUAACUUUGAACAGAGGAGAAAAUUGUGCUUUUAACACUCUGUACUCCAAGAAUUCCUGCAACUUCACAACCACCUAAGAGGGAAAAGUCAACCAUAUUCACUGUCCUGAUUAAAAACCACAGUACAUCCAUAACCUGAUUAUUAGAUAUUUAAACUUUGAGGACCAUCUUUUACUCAUACUACUCACUCUUGGCAGCAUUGCUAUGUUUUUAUACGUGUUAUUGUGCUCUUAAACCUGUAAUGAAUACACCCAAAGCUUAAGAGGCCUAUAUUUGGUCCCAGUUUCACUGUUAAUAUGAAGUUUAACAAAAAUUUCAAUGAGGCUUCAUCCAGCUAAAUACCACCAGAACAGUAAUUGUUUGAAUUUCUUGUUUGUUUCGUCUCUUGUUUGGAUUGAGGUCUGUUUCGUUGUAAAUAUUUGGCGCCACAGUGUUUUUAAUCAGACUUAAUUUAGCAAAAUAACGCCUGAAAAAACGGACCAAGAUUUCCUGGUUCUACCAUCAAAUCAUCUAUUUCUGGUAAUUCUCAAUUUCACUGUAACAUGAAAUCCCACAGAGGUUUCACUCUGGCUUUACCCCCAAUUUUCAAAUGUCAAGUAGUAUGAAGUAGUAUGCAAACUAAAAGCCAUUAGUUCUUGGUUCAUCACCUCUCAGGAGCAGCACCCUUCCAUCUGUAUCUGGAGGGUCUCAGUUUCACUGUAAGAUAGGAAGUUACCAAGAGGCCUUCUCAGCUUUCUAACCUGAGCAAAAUGAACCCUGAAGGAAACCAGUUUUUGGAUUUACUAACAAUUUCAGGCUUUUGUGUCACGACAUCAAGUAAAUUUGUUGCUUAUGUUAAGGAGUUAAAUUUAGAGCUGAUAAUUCGCUGCACUAUCUAAACUCAGUUGAAUAAAUCAUUGUCGGAUUAGCACUGAUGGGAGCUUGGGUAUCAUUCAGCAUAACAGAGCUCUCGGAUUCCCGUUACUGUAAUUCCCGGCAGCACUUAUCCUCCUCACAUCCUCGACAGCUCCUCUCUCUCGCUCUCUCUCUCUCUCUGAGCCUAUAUUUAGACGUCAGCAAGGAGAAACUGUCUCGUCAUCUGGGUCUCCUCUUUCUGCACCUUUCAGCGCCUCUGCAGACACUGAUCGAGCAGCUCUCCUCCUCCCUGUUGUUGUUGUUGUUGUUGUUGUUGUCACCUUGCAGAGAAGAGUCGCUGGUCUUUUGAUGAAGACUUGUGCAGAUUUUCAGUUUUCAUACAGUGACAGCAAACAUUCGUAAAGCUGUCAGGAAAUGCACUUAGUCUCUUGAAUUUUAAAUGAAUGAAUUCCAGUGCCUGCUGACAGCUUUAUUGAUCCGCUCCACACCUCUCUCUCUCUCUCUCUCUCUUUCUCUCUCUCUCUCUCGUACACCAAAGCUUUGUAUGGGAGGUGUGGCCGUGGAGGGAGGCUAGGAUUUCCAAACAGCUGUUUCAUAGUCGGACAGUGAGACUCGCCCCUUUGACCUGCCGUGACACAGAGUAACACUCCCGCAUUCGUCGGGGAUGCCUCAGUCCUCCUGACGGAUCAGUGUCAGAGUAUUUGUGCUUUUCUGUCUGUAGCAGCGGGUCACGUUUGUCCCUCAACUUCCUGUUUCAGUCUUAGUGUUCCUGUCUUUGUUGUUUUUGCCUUAAAGGGGAGAAAUGACAGGACUGCAGCUGACUGUUUUAACGACCACAUGAGUCACCCUUUCCUCAUUUUACUCCUCCGUUAUAUCAAUGAAGCGGAUGCAGCUGUCUGGUUCAGGUACACCACAGAGGACACAACAGAUCACAGAUAAAGAUUCCACCUUAAAGACGUCUCUGUCCUCAGUGUUAACGCAGGCGUGAUUGAUUUGUUUCCCAUUUACAUGUUCAGAUGUAACUUUGCCCUCUCUGUCCUCGAGUAAUCAGAGACAUAAGCUCAGAAGGGUUGGGCAUUGUCUGAUUUUGAACGGUUCGGGUUCUGAUUCCGAGUUCUUGCUUCAAUUCCAUUUCCUAACGAUUCUCUAUUCUGACUCCGGUAUCAGAACUUGGAAUCAAAAUUUGAAAAUUUGAAAGGUACUUGGAAUCUGAAUGUUAGUCCCGGUCCCCAUCGAUGCUUGAGACUCGAUGCCUAACCCUAGUCCUCAGUAGGGUUGGGCAUCGUUACAUUUUGAACAAUCCUGGUUCUGAUUCCGAAUCACUUGCACUUGCACUUAGAUAAGAUUCUCUCUCUGUGUGGCUUCGUCUCAUAUGCUUCUUCCUUGUUGGUGUUCAGCGGCGGCUUCUUCUUCGUUGGUGUUCAGUGGUAUCUUCCUUAUUGGCUAUUUCUUCCAGUCGGCGGACUCCGGCAUCGAAACUUGGAAUCGAAAUUUUAAAAUUUGAACGGUACUGGGAGAAUUGGAAUGUUAGUCCCGGUUCCCAUCGAUGCUCGAGACUCGAUACCCAACCCUAAACCUCGGUCAGUGGUUGGAUUAUGAAGAAAACUACUAUCCUGAAGACUUUGAAUCUAGAUUGUCUAGACUGUGUUUUGUGCACUGAAUUAGAAGUUCUCUUGUUUUCAUUCUUGUUUCCACAUCUAAAGCUGGCACAGUCCUCCCUGUUUCUGUGUCUUAAAAAUUUCGUCUUUCUGGGGUGAAUGUCAAAACCUCAGCAAAGUUUCCUCCCUCCUCCCCAGUGAUGCCAUCCUGACUCUGCAGCUGUACUUAUUGUUGUUUUUCUUCUCUGUAUGAGCAGAUCUCUCACCACCGCCUACUCGGGUUGUAACAGCAGCUCAUUUUAGUCUCAACAAUUUCACACCAGCGGUAUCUUAUCUAUGAUAUAUGCUGAGUUCAGAUAAUAACUCUGUGUUCUGUGUUUCAGAAAUAGAAACUGUAACACCCACGAUAUCACCACGUGAUGCUGUUAGGAGGACCUAUUUGUUUAUUGUGACAGUGCAGAGUUGUGUUUGCACCACUUCAUGUGUCACUCAUGAACACAUGAGCUGUGUUGGUAUGAGGGCAUCAGGGAAAGUAGUGUUAAAUAUUUUUGUAGCUACUAUAAUCUGAACCGCUUGAAUUUCUAAAAAGUUCAGGUGCUGUGCAGGAUGUGACUAAACCAGAUUUGAUGGGUUUCAAAUCCUUUUAACUCUAUAAGCACCUAGAAUUACCAAAGAACAACAAACUAAAUGUUAAAGAAGAAAACAUUUAAUUAUUUUAUGAAAAAAAAAAAGCUUAAUUUUAAAUCUAAGGUGAAUAGUCGGCGCAGUGGUUUGUGCCAACCAUUGUGUUGGAUCACCUCUUUUAAUAACAGUUUAAGACACUCAUUUCUAGAGUUUUGAAAGAGAGACAUUCAUGGGGCAUCAAAUGUUUUCAGUUGUCGACAAAUCAGGACUGGUGGUAGACCAGUCCAGCUCCCGCACUUGUAAUCAUAGACAUAAUAUACAUAGACACCUCAUAGACUGCCUAUUGAAGCUGAUGUAUCAGCACAGCCGCCAUCUUGGAUAGGUCCUACAAGCGCCUCAAGCGCAUUUAUUUAUAAUGGUGAAAACCGUUUGAUUAUAAUGCCAGUCCGGAGCGGAGCACAGCCGUUCCGUAUCCUUUAGAAUUUAGCCAUUAGACUGUAAUUCAUGCAAUUUAAAGCAAUUUUAUCAUUAAAAUCCUUAAUUUUAUUAAUUCUAACAAAGUGGUGAUCAGCUUUUCUACAGAUAAUUGAGUGUUUUUAAUUGUUGCUGAAAUGUCCUUGUUUUCAGAGUCCAAACAUCGACUCACAUGGACAUGCUGUCUUUUCUGAGAAUGCAGUUCAGUCUAUAAAGGAAUCACAAUCCCCCAGUUUGUGUUUAUUUAUUCAUGCAUUCAGAGAAAAAGUCUGUCGGAUCCGUCUCGGUGUAUUCUCCAUAAUGGAGUGUUUCUCUGACUUAUUAAAAUGAAGGGUUUCUGUCAGAGUCGAUCACUUAUGUAAGAGGUCUAUCAGAGUCUACGAUAGUCCUGUCAGGCAGGUACUUGCUUUAUACAGUCGGCACUUAAACCGCUUACAGGAAAAUCUCUGCAGGGUGUCAUCCAUUAAACGACAGAAAGGCCGAAAAGAGAAAACACAUUAGUCAUUUUUUUAGCCUUGCUAGCGUCAUUAGCCCGUCUGUUGGUCUGAGAUAUCUCAGCAGCUAUUAGAUACAUUAUGAACAAUGUUUGUGCUGACGUUUAUGGUUUCCUAAUCGAUGUUUCUUUACGUCUUUAUGAUUUGCUGACUCCUUUUUCAUGAGCUGCCAGUAAAAGCUGCACAAUUCAUCAAAAUAUUGGGAGUUCAUGAUCAGCCAAGGGCGUUAUCCAGACUGCAGACGUGGUGUUUCUGUCAAGUUUAGAAAUUAGAAGUCGUGGCAGAAGUGCAAAAAAAAAUCACCACUGAAAAAUAGAUGAAUAACAGUCUUUAACUUGUGAUUUUAACUCUUUUUUUUUUCGUCUUUUUCUCAUUUCAGGUCCACUAUCCAGACGUGGAGCGAGUGGAGUGGCUGAACAAGGUAAAGUCAACCAUCCAUACACCCAUACUGUUAUUUCUCCUCUUUCUUGUCCUGCCCACUGGUUUGCUCUGCAUCAGGAGUUAUAAGCCUGUUAGCUCGGAGAGACAGGAAGGUAGGAUUUAUAAAUAGGCUCUGAAUGUGGAGCUCUGCAAGACCCUGACCCAGCGCUGCAACAUCCCAGAGAGAGAGAGAGAGAGAGAGAGGAGAAAGUGAAGUGGAGUGAUAGGCAGUGGUGUUAUAAUAACCUUUAUUCGUUUCCACGUUUUCUGCAGAGGGAGACAAAUAAAACACUCAGUUCGUUGAGUUACUGGUUAAAUUGAAGGUUAAGAAAUGAACAUUUGAAAAGUGAGGAAUCAUGUAUAAAAUGAAGUAAGAUUCAAAUACCAGCAGACCUGAUCUCCCUCAGGCAGUCUGUCCCAGAGCCUGAGGGUCCUGAGAGCAGCACUUAGUGAAAAUGUGAGGAUGGUCUUCCAGGAGAAAGUAAAUGGAUGUAAAUGAGAAAGAAAGAAAGAAAGAGUCCAUUUCUGUAUAUUCAAAGGUACAUCCUCCGUCCAGUCCUGAAGUAAUUAAAUUUCCAAAAUCUGUUCAAUGACUUUUUUGAUGUUUAUAGGUAAAAAUAAAGUAAUGCUACGAUACAAUAUGAUACAAUACAAUACUGUAUAAUUUAGAUACUUGGCUUCAGGAUAUCAGUUAUUACACCAUGAGUUCAGACAGUAAUACAUUACAGCAUUAAGUCUAUGAGUCGUAUUGUUUUGCAACCAGCUAUAUAUCCUAUCAUAUGUUAUAUCAUAUCAUAUUAAAUUUGAUAAUAUCAAAUCAUGUUAUAUCAUAUAAUUACCAUAUUUAUCAUUUCAUAUCAUAUUAUGUUAUAUCAUAUCGUAUCAUAUCAUAUCAUAUCAUAUCAUUACCAUAUUUAUUUUAUCAUAUUAUGUUAAAUCAUAUCAUAACAUAUCAUAUUAUAUCAAAUCAUGUUAUAUCAUAUCAAUAUCAUAUCAUAUUAAAUUUUCUUAUAUUAUAUCAUAUCGUGUUAUAUCAUAUCAUAUUACGUUAUAUCAUAUCAUAUCAUAUCCUAUCAUACCAUAUCAAUUCAUAUCAUAUAUCAUUUCAUAUCAUAUCAUAUCAUAUGUCAUAUCAUAUAUCCUUUAACAGCCCAAUAAUAAUAGGGAAUAAUAAAUGUUUUCGUGUAUCUAGCCGUCUGUCCCCUACAGACUUUAAGACUUUUUGGACUCAGACGGUUUAGAGACCGAUCCUUCAAAAUAUCACAGAUUUAUUCUGUCUCUUUGUCUCCUCGCCUCCUCGUCUCCUCGCCUCCUUUUUCUCAGCCUUUAAAAAUUCGUCAGCUUUGUCACUGAGUUGCAGAUUUAACGCCGUGAAGAGAGAAACACUCAGACCUCACAGCCCUCACUGUGAGGCUGUACGAGACACAGAUAAAAGAAAAGUCCUGGCGAUUGUUCGGCAGUUUUAUGACUUUGGAAAGAUACUCAUGUCUGUUUGAAAGCAGCCUUUGUGGACACUUGUUUUUUGUAUUUGUCAUGAAAAUCUGAUGAGAGCUUGAGUUUUGAGGACUGCUCCAACAGAGAGAUAUCAGACCAGUGAUGAGACUCAUGUGUUUUGAUUUGUAUGUUUUCACCAUCGCCAUUGCUAACCUCCCAAAAGGUCAAAAACACCUGAAAACAAGCGCACAGCAACCAGCUCUGACUUUCCCCCUGGCAGACUCUGCUGGAUCUGGAUUCGGUGUUUCUGUCUGACACUCUCUGUCUCUCUCCUCCCUCUCAGACAGUGAAACAGAUGUGGCCGUUCAUCUGCCAGUUUGUGGACAAGCUGUUCAGAGACACCAUCGAGCCGGCGGUGAAGGGAGCCAACCCUUACCUCAGCUCCUUCUGCUUCACUAAGAUCGACAUGGGCGACAAGGUGAAGAGACGCCCAGACUCUGAUGAUUGUAUUUACACCAAAAAUACUGAAUCUUCUUUAUACUGAACAUUAAAGUGGCACAAACUUCAACCAAAUACAGACAUAAAACCAAAGAAACUGAAUCAAAGCUUCGGUAUUAGAGUUAAAAUUAAAAUUCAUAGUGUUAUAAGACCGUGGAGGGAUUUGCUGACUUGUAUUUUUCAUGUUUUUCUGCAGCCGCUGAGAGUGAACGGAGUGAAAGUUUACACAGAGAAUGUGGACAAGAGGCAGGUCAUCAUGGACCUGCAGGUCAGGUAAACACUUAAGCCUCUUAUCUCCACAAACUCCUCUUAAAUGUUUUUUCUGGUCUCUUAGGCGUGCAAUUUUUUUAUUAUCUCAGAAAAACCCCAAACUUUCUUUAUUUUCGCACAUUUGAAAAACCUUUUGUAACCCUAAAAAGAAAACUUAUGAAAUUUAAAAACUACUAUACCUGAUAUAGACUGAUAUUUCUACUCUUCGUUCCCGAUUUAAAAUGACGUACACUUUAGUUAUGUAUUUCAAUUUUCCCUGUCCUGCUUUAACGCCACAUUAUUAAUCCGGUUUUCCUUCUUGCCUCCUUCCAGCUUUGUUGGAAACACAGAGAUUGACGUGGACAUUAAGAAGUACUACUGCAGAGCUGGAAUCAGAAGCAUACAGGUACGACUGUUUCUCACGAUUCACCUCGAAGAUUUCUCAGACUUUCACAAACGUUUGAAUGAAUAUUUCAUUUCUAGUUUUUAGGGCUGAAACGGUUCCUCGAGUAAAUCCAGUCUCUUGAUGAUCUUGUGUUUUCAUCCUGAUCGGCCACCGGUUAGCGCUGUAAAAACAAAAGCACAUAUUACGCUACCACUGACCGCUAAUCCUCCUGGCCAGAGUGUAGGGCUGGGUGAUAUGGCCUCAAAUCAAUAUCACAAUAUAUUGAUCACUUCACCUUGACAACGAUAAAUGGACGAUAACUACUCCACAAGCUGCUCACCCCCUCCCACAUUAACUUCGUCUACUUCAGCCGCUACAACUUUUGAACCGUCCUCCAUCUCCUCACCUGUCUUUCCCUCUUUGUUACGGACUGGAUGGGGUGGAGUCACGUCUCUGACGUAGGACAGUGUCUUAAGAGGACAUGAGACCAUAGCCUACCUACACACAUCCAAAAACAACUUUAUUUAUUUUUUUGACACCAAAUAAAUUGACAUGGGCAAAAUGAGGUUGGUUAUUGUCGUAAAUUUCAGUAUUGGGACAUUUUCGGUUUAUCGCCCAGCCCUACCAGCAUUUUAUCCUUUCUAUCCUUAAGAUUUGCUCCAACAAAUCCCAUUAAAAUGUUGUACAAAUAUACUUCUUUGUGUUAGUUUAGUUGAACAAUUAAAUAAAUAAAGCUGUAUUAGAAAGUAGGGCUGGGCGAUAAACCCAAAAUUUACAACAAUAACCAACGUCAUUGUGCUCAUGUCAGUAUAGUUAUCGUCCAUUUUUCGCCAUCCAGGUGAACUGCUCAACAUAUCGUGAUAUUGAUUUGAGGCCAUAUCGCCCAGCCCUAUCAAAGAGGCACAUUCACAUUAAAUUCACAUGAUUAUAGAGGAUGAAAUGAGGCCAUGCUUGUUUGAAGCGCUCCUGGGUUUAACCCUGACCCUGGUGUUAGUCUGCGACCUCUCCGUUGAGAGUUUUUACAUAAUGCGUUGACUCAGCGGCUGAUAAGGAGACGUUAUCCUCUCUGCUGUUGGCACAAGAUGAGGACAUGUUUGCUGUUCAGAGAUCAGAGGGAAAGUGAGAGGAGCUGGAAAGAGGCGACGGCGCUUAUAGGAGUCAAUAUUUGCCUUUGUGUUUGGCUUAACUUUUACAGCUGCGGCGCUGCUCUCCUCUGUGUGAGCACUUUUUAUAGACUGCUGGAGACAUAAGAGGCUCAGAGGAGAGAGUUUCAGCUUCAAACUUAUGGUGAGUCAUUUUCCAGGAGGAUGGGUUUGAUUAAAUGUCAAACUGCAGCGCUUUCUGAAACAGGAAGCUGUUCUUCUUCUGUGAAAUGACUUUAUCUGCUGCUAAUGAUUUCUGAAGCCUCCUCCAUCAGGCAGAAGUGAGCCUACAGGAGGAGGAGGAGAUAAUAAACAAAACACUAUCUUCAAUCUUUCCCCUGAACUCGCUCUGAUGAGCAUAAUGUUGGUAUUUGAUUACUCAGAGUGAACUAUGACCAAAUUUGGUGCUGCAGACGGGUCGUCUACAUAUCUGAGGUUUGAGUCACUGCAGCCUCUGAGGAAGCAGCGUCCUUAAAAAACAUAAUAAGCUCUCAGGGGCUGUGUCCACUUUCCUUCUCAGGGAUUAUAAACUAUGAUGCCAGUAAAUAAAAAAACUGGGAUGGGCAUCGUCUCUUUCGCCAGUUUUUCAGUUUCACGCUGUGCUCUUGUGAGGAUUCUUGUGAUUCUUGGCACCAACAUAUUUUGCAAAACCAGCAUUUCACACAUUCUGAGCGGAGACAGACAAGUUCAGCCUUGGGUUUUUGUUUUGUUUGUAGAGCACAAACUGGAGGGGAAAAGCACAGAUUUCCACCAAGACCAGUAGUCCAGUCUUUUGAUCCAGGUCUUCAAAUACAGCAUCCUAAUAAAUGUAAAACCACUUCCCCCAAAACUAAGAGAUCUACCUCAAACUGUGUGUUCAAUUUUAAUCACCAGUCUUUGCGGCUUACAUCCAUCCAAGCACAUUUUCUAGAUACUGUAUCGGAUGAAAUAUCCCAAAGCUGUACCUGAAUUAAAGACAUGAGGCCAGAAAAUGACUUUGCUCAAAGUUAAAGUUUUUCUACAACUUUAGAGGCGCACGAAAACUCCUUAAAUUUUCCCGUAAAUUGACAGUGCGCCCUAUAAUCCAGCGCACCUUAUGUAUGAUUAGUGUUUGUGCUUACUGACUGAUUUUAUGUGGUGCAAUGCGCUUAAAAAUCUGCUGAAAUGUGUAAGUACGACUUUAGUACAACAAAGCCGUUCCGCUCAAUGGAUAUUCAGAGCGUUACGGUACAUCGUGUCACGUACCCCUGGCCCAGAGUACGCGCUAGCAACAGUAAACCAAUCAAUGCGCCAAUUCUUAAUGCGCCUUCCAAUCUACCAAUUAAAAAUCUGUCGAAAUGUGUAAUUACGACUUUAAUAAGCAAAGAAGCCGUUCCGCUCAAUAGAUAUUCAAAACGUUACGGUACAUUGUGUCACGCUAGCAUCAAUAAAACAAUCAAUGCGCCAAUUCUUAAUGCGCCUUCCAAUCAGGUGCGCCUUUUGUGUGAACAUAGACACAUUAAUUCACAGUGCGCCGUAUAAUCCGGUGUGUGUUAUCGCCCCAAAAAUACGUUAAAAUGUGGAUAAAUGCAGAUUUUGAUGGUUUGGGAAUUAUUUAAAAACGUCAUGAGAAUAAAGAAUUUUAUUCUUUUAUGAAAAAUAUUUGGUCAUUUUUGUUUUUUUGCUAGCAACACAUCUACAAAAAGUUGUGACAGUGGCAACAAAACUCUGGGGGACCAUCGGCUAUUCAGUAAGGUUAAUUUAUAUGAGGUUAAUGACGUUACUGUGGAUACAAUACUUAAGCAGACUUCGGAUAUUUCAAGAAAAUCAGACAAAUACUGAUUGAUCGUACUUCUCAUCAAUGUUGAACCAGCUGUUGCCAGGAAACCUCUCUUACGCUGUACUGAUAUCACAUCUAACUGACUGAUUAUUGACGGUUUCUGUCCUUUUUUCAGCUUCAUGGAACGAUGAGGGUGGUGAUGGAGCCUCUGCUGGGGGACAUGCCUCUGAUCGGAGCCCUGUCAGUCUUUUUCCUCAAGAAACCAGUGAGUACUUUGACCUUUGACAGAAUGUUGUCACAGAAAUCCUCAGAACUAACAGCAGUAUUUAAAGUUGUUAACUGGGAGCACCAGAACAGACACAAACUGAAACUUACCCACAGGAGCUUCAAGCAAUGACUCGCACAUUUACGCUUUCCUCUUUUUGUGCGGACCCACCUAAAAACCGUUUCUUUCUGACUGAGUCGUCCUGGACUUCUCUCUCUCUCUCUCUCUCUAUCAGUACAUUCCUCCUCUCUGACUGCUGUCUUCCUUCCUGCGCCUCAGCACUUUUUAUCUAUCAGAUUCAGGGUUUGAUAUCUCGCACUCUCGACGUGAGAAAGAAGAAUCACCAUCAGAAGACUGAGAUGGAGAUGUGAAAUCAUUCCCCUCUCCUCCAGAAUUUGUUUUUCUGUCGUUUAGUGAAAGGAGGAAUCGGCUUUGACAGACAAACAGGAUUUAAUCCAGUUAGACUCGGUUUGUCUGAUCAUCAGGAGGUGAUGUCUCAUGUCUGUAGUGCAGUUGCAUAAGUCAGUCGUGACUGUUUUCGGCUGUACUUAGUUGACUGGUAACCAUGGCGCAUUGUUUCCCAGUGAUGUCAUUGGACUCACAUACCAGUCAUUGUUGCUUUUACGGCCACAAGCAACAGUUUGAGGUUUCAAACAAAGGAGGGAGCUUUAUCUUCAAAUGAAGAAUGUAUCACUCCGGGUACGGAUCGGGUUCUGUUGUACCUACCUUUGGUUUCAUGAAGAACAUAAUCCGGUUAUUGUUUGAGCUCAGGUUGUGGAUUAUGUUGAAAUCAAUGCCUGGAUCGGAUUAGCUGGAGGAAUGUGCAGAAAAUCAGUCCCAGAGAGAAGGAAAGUUGAGAAAAACCAUCUAAAGUUUGAUUUUUUUUUCUAAUCAAUAAAAACAGAUACAGGAACACAAAAACACAAGAACACGGGGGGAGGGGCCACACUACUUUGUAACAUAAAAAUGUUAGCCUGGCUGGGCCAUCCAGUUGCGUGAAUCACUUGCCGUUCCUUCCCACAACAGUCUGGACUUCGGCCAAUUGGGACAAGUAUUACAAAUCAGAAAAAAAACGGGCCAACCACUGACUGUGUUUCCACUGUUCCCCGGACAAUAGGGAAAGGCAGCCCCCUGAUUGGUCCAUGUGUAGAUGGUGACAUCUAACACAUCAUGUGGGACUUUUCAAAGCGCCGUUCAUUCAGAACGCCGUUUAUUCUGCAGCUGACUUUGCAAAGUCGGCAGAUAUCGUUUAAAUACACGUUGAAAUAUUACCAAACCUUUACUUGAUGUUUGAGAGCCCAGCAGGGAACACAGUUGCGCACUGUGAUGACGUCAGGUUACGGUGGUUGGUUACAAUAGUCUGUCUAUCAAGGAAAGUACUCCCGCCCACUUUUAGGGCUCCCAAUUGACCGAAGUCCAGACUGUUGUGGGAAGGAACGGCAAGUGAUUCACGCAACUGGAUGGCCCAGCCAGGCUAUGAAAAUGCUGUUUUGUCCAUCUUACAGCCGACAGCUCUGUUUUAAUUUGGAGACUGUAGGUCAUUUGUUCCACAGAUCGAAUUUCUUCUACAAUGUCCAGCCAGUGAUUCAGUCCAGGUGGUUCAAUUCUCAGCCAACUUGUAAUGUUCUUCUUAGCUGCAAGAGAUAGGACUUUGAACAGGUGUAUGUCUUCUUUACUUCUUACAUCGUCUGGUAUCAGUCCUAGAUAAAUAAACCGAGGAUCCUUAGGAAUAUUAUAUCCAAGAAUUUCACCCAUAGCUCUUAAAACUUCCUCCCAAAAUGACCAAAAUAUAUGAGAAUGGUUGGCAUUCAGUUGCCCACAAUUUCUCCAGCAAUAUUGUUCUUGGCUUAAUUGUUUAUUUUUGAUUUUGGGUGUAAUAAAAAAAAAACUUGUCAAAUUUUUCCAACCAAACUCCCUCCUUUCUUUAGAGCUGGUUGAUGUAUGUUGGGUCUUAAAUACAAUUUUAUAUACUCUGUAUUUAUUCCCAGUUGUUUCAAAAGACUCUUGCACAGUUUAAAGACAAUUCUAGAAGGAGUUUGCUUGAACGCCCCUGUCAACACCUCAAUCACAUCAUUCCCUUCCAAUGAGAGUUCCCUCUUAAUUUCCGUCUCAUAAAAGUCUCUUUGAAGGUACUUGAAUAGAUCUCUAUUGUCGAAGUUUGAUCAUUUUAACCUUUAAGAGCCAAAAACUAAAAUUUGCUGUUCGUAAUCCACUUACACGACCUUUUUUUGGCAUCUGAAAUCGUCUCUGUCUCGUUUAUCGUUGCAUAUCCAACAUGGUGACCAAAGUUCAGUUGUAAAAUCCUGUUUUUCUUUACACGCUGUUAUCUUACGUAAUCUGAUAUUUCAGGAGCAGUCGUUUGUUUUUCUCUUAAUUCUGCUUCUGCCAGGUUUGAGUUUCUUCCUGUGCGACUUUGGCAGAGCAGCGUUGUGGUCCACUGUGGUCUACAUGUAGAGUGCUAACUAGGCCACGGAAAUACACACCCACCUCUUCACUGUUCAGCACACAGACACACACGCACACAUGCCAGCAGCCACACACCCACAUAUACAUUUAAUUUGUGAAAUUAGUCACACAUCCCUGCUGACAGCUUCUGUUGUUGACUCGAGUCUCAAGACAUUUUUUCAGACGUUCAUUUUCGCCUGAAAACUCGUCAGCUCUCUUGUUUUAGGAAACACUAAUGAUGUCUCUUGGGCUUGUUUUUUUUUUAAUUAUGUGUGUCUGAAUUUAGGCGCCCGCUCCAUGACUCACCUGUAAAACCGUGAUCAUAUCCCACAGUAAAAUUUAAAAAUGAACAUAUAUGCUCAUUUUUAAUCAAAGUUGGACAUGUUUACCAAUGUGUUGUUGCAUCACCUCUUCCUUUAACAACACUCAGUAAAUGGUUGUGAACCAAGGAGGCUGGUUUCUGGAGGUACAAAAUUCAGGAUUUCAGCCAUUCUACACUUCAGAGUCUCCUUUGCUGCCUUUCCAACUGGUGACCGGUCAGGACCACUUUAGCAUGUGGACUCUUCUACUAGGGAGCCAUGCUGUUGUAAUCGUUGCUGAAUGCGGUUCAGUGUUGACUUGCUCAUAUAUGGAAGGCCUUCUUUGUUAAAGUCGUUGUCUGGAUGGCACCAUAUGUUGCUUCUGAACUAGGGCUGCAUGCAUAAUCGAUUUUUAAUCAUAAUCAGAUUAUUUGAUUAUGACAAUGUUAAAAAAUUCAAAUCGUCAAAUCCUCUCUAUCAUGUCUCGCGCCUCCAGACCACCAUAGACUCCGCCCUCUUGUCGGAGCACUCCCCAGUUCUCAUACACACCAGUGUAAACAAACAUGGCAUUUGCAAAAGAAGGCGGUAAUUUUGUGGCUUUAUGGGACACUGCAAAGUCUGUCUGAAGGAGGAAACGCUAAAGUUUUUUUGCCCACACGGAAACAAAGUUUCGGGUGACUGUAAACGGUACUCGUGUCCGGCCAAAACAAACUUAAUGCUCAUGCUCCAUACUCUUCCUCUGUCUUUUGUUUUUCCUGGGCAGGAUUACAGCGCCACUCAAUGGCUUGGCAUAUGCACUACAUGGUUUUUAGUGGUUUCAUUUUUGAGAGACUAUCGAAAAACUUAUUGUUUUUAAAGUGAAGUUUGGUGAAGUUGUCACUGUAUAAAAAAAUCAAGUUUUGGCCCAAAUCGUGCAGCCCUAGGUCACUUCCUUGAUACCUCCCCCCCAGUACUCCACAGAUGCUGUUUUUUAAACUGUACUGGGUUGUCCCUUUUACUCUGUUGCAAUGUCCAUUAUUUCCAAAAGUAAUGUUAAACUUUGACUCGUCAGUUUUCUUCUACUGGUGUAACAUUUAUCACUGUUACCAUCACUUCUGCCCAGACUGUUACUCAAUGACGCAGCUGCUGUUGUUCAGUCAGGGUUGAAAACAUGAUACUGGGUAGAUAUCAGGGUGUGUCAGGAAUGUGUGCUGGGAUUUAGCCUCGCUUGUCACAGCAGUGCAUUUUAAUGUCUGAUAACCUGACAUAAUAUGACAGUAUGUGACUUCUCAUCAUAGUCCUGUUUCCCUGGUAAUACAGUGGCAGUAAAGAAGCUUCAUAACAGGGUUAGAAAACCAGACUAGGCCCCCUCUCUGAAGAUGAGAGUCCUUGUUCACUGUGGAUGUUUCCUUUACGGACUGAGUGUAGGAAACUUGUCAGUACCUGCAGAGCGAAGUUUCAUAAUUUCUCCAAACUCAGAUUUGUACAUAAGUUUUGUUAGCUUGUAAUGACAGGAAAUACUUGGUGGAGCCCAAUGAGAGGCAGCAGCACCUCCCACAAGGAUAAUCUCUUUGUGGUGUUUUCCCAGUUCUGCCUGCAUUUAAAUUAUAAUGAAAGUCUUAGUGGGUUUGAACGGUUAAUAUCAGUGUCUUAUCUUGAAUAGGUGAGAAACAUUGUAGAGGUACAAGUCAUGUUAUACCGUUUGUGACCUCUCUGAUUGUUUAUUUUUAUAUGUACAAAGAGGUUUUAAACUCUUGAUUCAAAUAACAGACGCGUAUACCUCCCUUUACAGUGCUGCAAAAGAUGACAUUUUUCUGUUAGCGUUUUGAGCAGACCCAUAAAUAGACCCUUGCAUCAGGUCAUCUGCCCUGUAACUUUUAAAGUCUAUUUAUGUUUAUUUUUCUGUGAUCUUUAUUGUGUUUGCAUCAUGUUUGUUUUCUUCAAUUUGGUUGAUGUCUCUGUCAUUCAGCUCUCUGUCUUGCUACUUUCUUCACUUGCUUCUUCACUGCUUUCCUCCUUUUUUUGCCGAUGCCUCGUUAGCCAUUAACCACAAAUCUCACCUUUUAUACCCUGUAAGUAAGCCAUUAAGGGUGACCGUUAUGGGUUUUCCACCAAUCAGAACACAGCCUAGUAAUAUAGCUUUGUAUUGGCUAUCAACCAGUGAUGCAACACGCCUUGUUAUACUGGAAUUUCAGUUCAGUGAGUCAUGGAUCAGAGCUGUUAUGCAAGCAAAUUACUUAAUUUCUGAAAACUGGCACAAAAUGUAUUGAAUGUAAGUGAAACUGGUUUGUUUUUCAAAGAGAGCGGGAUUCAGACUUUUGUUUGUUUUAAAAAGCUUCCUUAUAUUAUGAUAUUAUCAUGUCAUUUGAUCGUUCACACUCAAUGAGUUUCUACACCAUAUGGUAGCGAACAUGGAAAGAGAACAAUCGGCCUUGUUUACUGAACAGAACAUACAUAGAAUUUAGUCACAUAACUGCUUGUACAUUUAAUCAGAUUAACACAGUUUAGAUGUACAUUUCUUCACGUGUUGAAACAGUCUUACUUCUGUGUGGCAAGACUUCAGGAGUCGUCUUAUAUUUUCAAGGAAAAGACAAUCGCAGUAUAUCAGGCGUUAGUAUAAGGAGCAAGAACUCAAACACAGAAGAACUCAAACAACUAAAAUAUAACCAAACAAGGCAAAAUGCUCAGAGAUAGAAUCUCAACAGUUUCCUUAAGAAGUUUUAUUUCAUGCAACCAUCAGCUAAAUCUAAAUAAUCCCCAUUACUAACCAACAACCAACCAAGUGUACAAACAAGGUGACACUUAUAUUGACCGUGCGAUUAUUUUAUUGACAUAGUAAUGAUUUAAUCAUGCAUCCAAAAUAACAGGCCCUUGGAUUUAAUGGUUGCUUGUGCCUCUAAAGCCAGCAGUAUUCUCAUCAGCCCAAACAGUAAUCAGACUAGCCUGAUUAUUAUUUCUUUUUUUCUUUGUUAACAUGGAUUGAUCUGGUGUAUGCGAUGCUGCGAACAAGUUGCUCCUAGCAUUUGCAAUUAAGAAUUACUAAUUGCUACCAGGGGGUUUGACCAGUUGGAAUCAAGCAAAUGCUGCAUUCCAGUUAGCUCAGAAGACAGAAGUCCGAGCUGAAAAUGACGUCACACCUGAGCUGUUUUAUUGGUCAUCAGUUCAUUUCAGUUGAAAGUUCCGAUUCUGAGCUCGUACAUUCCUACUUCUGAGAACAACUGGAACGCACCAUAAGCUCAAAGCACAGUAAAGAUUGAAGCAUUAGAAUGAGAUCAAGGUAAUAGAACGAUAUCAGAAAAUUGGAAUGAGAUCAAAGCAAUAGAACACGAUUAAAACAUUAGAAUGAGAUCAAGGUAAUAGAACACGAUUAAAACAUUAGAAUGAGAUCAAAGCAAUAGAACACGAUGAGAGCAUUAGAAUAGCAUUAAAGUGAUACAGAGAUGUAGAAAAAAGGAGAUGAAAGUGUAAAAAGAAUAGAGGCAGUAGAAUAAAGAAAACCAUUAUAAAUUAUGAGAGAUGAUCUGUUCUAUUAUGUAACUGCUGUUUAUUUCUUAAUGUAAUGUAAUUUCAAAGACUGUUGGAUACAUUACCUUAUCGUGUCCAUCCUGUCCUAAUGAGAGCUAAGCCAAUCUGCUCAGCUGAUUGAUUAUUUGAUGGAUUGAGUUUAAAGUUGAGCUCCUGCUGCUGCAGCUCUGCUGAGUCAUGGCAGCAUCCUUAAAGGGAUGAUAAUUAGCAGAUAAAGAGUUACAAAUGGCUGAACUGUGGAAAGAUUUUCUAACCAUUUCUUUGCAAAGUGAAACAGUUUGGUUUUAUUUCAUUUGAUUUGAUAUGGAGUCGUUUGUCUGCUGUAAUGAGGGAGACAUUGAGAUACAGAUAAAUUGUUUUUGGUUUAUUACAUUUAAACUGAUUACACUCUCUAUAUGGCGAUCUUGAGGAGAGUCAGUCUCUGAAAAAUGUCACAGACUGCUUUUCCUUUACUCCUUAGGUUAGGUUUGUUUUAGCAGAAAUUUGUUACUUAUUGGUUUCAAACUGAGUUUUUGUUUUUUUUUCUGCCUUUUAGCUGCUGGACAUCAACUGGACUGGACUCACCAACAUGCUGGACAUCCCUGGAGUCAAGUAAGAGACUGAAUGUUGUGUAUAGAACUAUUUUACAAGAUGUUUCAUGUUUAAUGUAGAUAUUUGAUGAUUAAAUAGGAGCAGAGGAAAGAAAGGAGGGAUUAGAAAGGGAGAAUGUAUAGAAAAAAUGAGAGAAAAGAAAAAAGAAAGAUGUAAGACAAAGAAAAUAAAUGCCAAAAAGAAAAAGAAAGCAGAAAAAAAAUGAAGACAUAAAGAAAGACGUUUGGAAAAAAGUAAUGAAAGACAGAAAUUAACAGAAAUGAAAGAUGAACAGAAAAUGAUGAAGGUUGCAGGUUGAUGAAUGAAAAAAGGAAGGCAAUAAUUAAAAAGAAUAAAAGAAUAAAAAAGAGAAAAUGGCAUAUAAAGAUAACAAUAAAGAUCGUUCAAUUGAAAGAAGAGAAUUGAAAACAAAAAAGAUUGAAAAAAGAUUAUUUAGAAAAAAAGAGAGUAAGUCAAAGUUCACUGCUCUAUUUACUUUAUUUUACCUUAAACACACACCUGUGGCCUGUAGAGGUUAAAAAAAUGUUUGCGGUGUCAUCUUAAGCGGAAAUAAGUGCUUUGAUCAUGAUCUUUAAAAAAUGAGGUCAGUUGACCCUGUUUUCAGAGGACUGUUGGCCCAGCUAGCUUCUUGUUUUUACCGCUGAUUCCUCGUUAAAAGUCUGAACUGACUGUAAUCCAGUGUGGCUAAUAAACUUAUUAAAGACGUGUUACUCUGCAAAAACAAAAAAACAUCCAGUUCAACUUUAUCCAUCAUGUGGCGGUGCAUUGUGGGAACGUUUCAAACUCAUGAUGGACUGAGUAAAAAUGUUAUUAUGGUGUGGUGUCAUGCCACCAAACCUCCUUUCACAUGCAAACUCUGGGAUCAAGAGAGGCCGCCGGAGUGACUUCAGCGCUCAUGAAUUCAAAUGUUCUCAUUUAAAUGAGGCGCAGUGAGACUGCAGUGUUUGUCCCGAAAAUAGAUCCUUGUUUCAUGAGAUAAUAUCUGAUAAAUGUGAACUCUAAACAUUUGGAAAAGCUACAAACAGAAAGAGCAGUCGGUAUUUUUCAGAGCGUGUAGCAGCACAUCCUUCCUGCUCAGUUUAAUGACAAGAGACGUCCCGGUGGACCCUCAGUCGGAGCAGGUCUAUCAGACUCUGAGUCUCUGCUGAAACCAUUACAUUAAACACCGGAUCAGAGACUGGAUUAUGACCCUUAUUUCCCCCUCUAAGUGUUGAUAUUUAUAGAAACAUGGUUAUUGAAGGGAAGCAGCCGCAGAUAGAUGAGAUACUCUGGGGAAACAGUUCCAGAUAUGAGCAUAAACCCUUCUACUACAGAGCCAUGCUGUUGUAAUGCCUGUUGUCAGAAUGUGGUUUGUCAUUGUCUUGCUGAAAUAUGAAGGUCUUCCCUAAAUUAGCCAUUGUCUGGAUGGCAGCACUGGACCUCAGGAUAGUUUUCCACUUGUUCGUCUCCACCCGUUUGCAUGGUGUGAAAUACGAUCCUCCUGAAACACGGAGUGUUUUAUUUUGAAAUGAAGCCGAAUGUUUCAUUUUGUGUCUGUGCCCGACUUCCUUUCCAGCAUGGGUUAAUCUGUGCUGAGUUUAUCUGGCACGCUCUGGCGUCCAGAAAAAACAGAACUCUUGCGGUCAGCUGCAUAGUCCGGCGAUCCACAGCGGAACAGAAAGAAGCCGUUGGAAAUCGAAAAAUCAACUUGAAUGGUUACGAUCAGCUACGAUCGGCGGAUACGGCCUAUUCGUAGCCGUUCCAGAUGGGUGGAAGCUGGACGUGAGGUCAGACAAGUUCACCACAAUAACAGCUCCGUCUGUGCUGACCUCCAGCUGAUCACUGUUUUUAUGGAAUCCUGUGAUGUCACAAAGCCACGGAAUUCUCCUUGAUGUUCAAAUUACUGCAACUACAGGUUCUUUCCUGGGAUGGUUCCACUGAGCUGGUGGUGGAAACAUGAUGUCAAUGUAGUAGUUGCAUCAGUGGUUUUUAGCCCAUGCGGUGACUCCCACUUUUGAGUCAUAUCUUUUUUUUUUUAAUGCAGAGUUUUGUAGAGAUAUCUUUUCGAGAAUGUUGAACUCUUGGCUCACGCAGUCUCUCACAAAGUGGUGAAUUUCUUCUUAUCAUUCUCGCGAAAGGACUCGGCCUCUCUAGAACGCCUUUCUUAAAACCCACUCGUUAUAUGAAUUAACCUGUUUAAUACAGCCUAAAUAUGCUUAAACAUAUAAAUGUGUGUGUGUACAUAUAUAUGUAUAUAUGUAUGUAUGUAUGUAUGUAAAGUUUGAAUGAGUCACUGCUGUCUGUGAUGUUUCCUCUCUGUAUGUUUCUGCUUCCUGUUGGUCUCCUGUUUGUUUUCAGCUAAGAAACUCUCUGUGGUUAUUAAAAAGACUCCGCCCUGUGAAAUGUAGCUUUCCUUGUUUGACUAGUUUGUGGGAAAACACUAGUUAGUGUGUAUUUGUGUGUAUGUGUGUGUGUGUCUGCUGUUUAGACCUGCCCUCGCCUCACCCUCUCGCUCUCUUCCUGUGAGUGAAGGUGACGGUGCUCAUUAUUUCCUCUGUUUAUUUGCAUUUCGUCCUCAGAAAAACAAACCGUCGCCCUCUCUGUGUGGAUAAAUAUGUGUCUGAAGGAAAAAGCAGCGUCUAAACACAGAAAUUAACUUUGUUUUCAGGAGAGAUUCAGGUCUACAGCUGACUCAGGAUCAGCUCUUUACUGCAGCAGGGUGUUAAUGCAGGCGGCUGCUGCCCUCUAGAGGUGAAAAGGCCAAAUACCAGCUGAGAUGGAUAGAAUUUGAAAGAGGCUGCAUACCUCGCUGUUGUUAGCUUAUCAGGUCAGCGUGUCGCUCUGUGUAAACAGCAGCUGACUCUUGUCUUUACAUACAUGCAGGUUGUUUCCUGUUGGGAUCAGCGCUCAUCUUUCAGCCUGUCAGUCCUCUUAAAGAUCCGAGAUUUAAAUAGUUUCUGCAACCAGAGAGGACAGAGUCACAUGUGUGUGUCUGUUAAUGUGUUUAUGUGUCAGCGGGCUUGUUGCUACACGUGUGGGAAUGUUUGGACAUGUGCAAGACACACUCUGUCAGCUUUGUGGUUCUGCCAGUAAAGACCUAAGACCGUCUUUCUGUGUCAUGAUUGUUUGACAAAGACGUUCACGAAACACUGAAACUAUAUCCUCUUCUUUUUUAGUGGUUUGUGCGACAACAUCAUCCAGGACAUCAUCUACAGCUUCGUGGUCUUACCGAACCGCAUCACCAUCCCUCUGGUCGGAGAGGCUCAGCUGGCCCAGCUUCGCUUCCCCAUCCCGAAGGUAAACCCCGGUUUGUCGGUUUGAAAUGAGAUCAGGAGUUUGGGAGUGUCAAAUGUUUCCUCCGUUUGGUUUGUUUGUUUCUCACACUCUUAAUUACUUCUUCAGGGUGUCCUGAGGAUCCACUUCAUCGAGGCCCAGGACCUGCUGGGUAAAGACAAGUUCCUUGGAGGGCUGAUUAAAGGAAAAUCAGACCCCUACGGGGUGAUCCAGAUCGGGACCCAGCUGUUCCAGAGCAAAGUCAUGCACGAGACCGUCCACCCCAAGUGGAACGAAGUCUACGAGGUGAGAAUCAUCCUGACUCAAAGUGCGCUAUCUGUGACCCCUGGUUCUGUUUUUAACUCGUUCCUUAGUCCAAACUAGAUCACCUUUCUGAGGGGUCACUUUAGAUGUGGUUUAAAACUUUGAACAAGUAGGACAAACUGUUCUCUGUGUUUCACCAACUAUCCAGGAAGUUCAAAAUCCACAGUCAAUUCAAAAGACACAGAAAAUGACAAAUGUUUUUGUUUUUGUUUGUCUUGUGGGAAAGUUCCUUUUUUUGUUAUUUCAAAGCAAAAAAUUGAUUAACAAAUGUGAAGUAUUUUUGAUUUAUUUUGAAGACAAUGAAAGUUUCUAUAAAGCAGCAAAUAUAGAAGAUGUCUGAGUUUUAAAGUUUUCUUUCUAAACAUAUUUUUGUUAGUUUAUCUCCACUCUGUCUACUCUGUUUGUGGAGGUUACAGUGGUGUGUUUGUGUAUUUUCAGGCUCUGGUGUACGAUCACUCAGCACAGAGUGUUGAGAUCGAGCUGCUUGAUGAAGACACCGAUAAAGACGACUUCCUGGGGAAGUAAGUUUUUCUACUGAAACAGCAAAUCUUCUACGUGUUUCCAGAACCUCAGAAAAUAUCCAACACCCUUAUUCCAUCCUGCUCAUUUACAAGUCUGAGGAUAGGACACCAGGUUUGAUUAAUUAUGAUUGUUUUUCAGUCUGAUGAUCGACCUGGCAGAGGUGGAGAAAGAAAGGAAGGUGGAUGAGGUAAGCCGAAUAUUAGCCCUGCUUUAAAAACAGACACGACUCUGUAGUGGAAAUCACCGCAUGGGCUCAGAAUCAUCCAAAAAAUCAUUGUCUGCAAACACAGUUGACUGCAGUUGAUAACAGCACCAUGCAAACUUAAACCUGAACCCAAAGACCAGUGACUGUUCGAUGGUCUUAUAAAUUAGUGUUCGUCCUUCCUCUUGGGUAUCUUGGACCAAACUUUCUCUCCUUAAAACCGACAUGGAUCGGACACAAGCAAUUAUCUUUGGUCAAAGUGUCUGAUAAUACCGUUAUUUCUCUGUCCUCAGUGGUUUGCUAUGGAAGAUGUGGCCACAGGGAAGCUGCACCUCAAACUGGAGUGGUUAUCUCUGCUGUCCUCGCCUGAGAAGCUCGAUGAGGUACAGAACCAGAACCAGAACCAGUCCUUUAAAGAGGUUCUUCUCUGCUUUUUUCCUCUAUUUUGUUAGUUGUAACUUUAUUUCUUGUCCUCACAGGCUCUGAUGACCAUCAAAGCUGAUCGUGGUCACGCCAAUGACGGCCUGGCGUCGGCACUGCUCGUCGUCUUCCUGGAUUCAGCGAGAAACCUGCCGGUAAGUCACUCUGCAAAAACUUUUUCUUUUACUGUUCGGUCCCUCGGUUGAAACUUUCUCUCCUUUUUUAAACUUUGUGAUUUUGUGCGAUUGAAAACAUUUUUACAAGUUCGACAUAUUCCUGGAUUUCCCAUCUAUCCGAUGUUCCAGGUAUUUUAAAAUACAAAUCAUCAUUUUAAGGGUCAUUUAUUCGUUUUUUUCUAGCUCUCUAGUUCUUUCUUUCUCUCUGGUUCUCACUGUCAAUCCUCCGACAUACAGAAUCUCAUUUUCUAGACUUUUCUGCUCUUUUUUCUGAUCAGAGGUAUAAUAAACCCAGAAUCAGACUCUAGAAAAUACAACCACAACUCUAGAUAUCAUUAUCAUUAUUGUAUUUUCAACAGAUUUCUACUUGCAGGACAACUUCACAUUAAAGUCAACAUUAUAUGUCAGUGUUCAAUGAAAACAUGAGCCGACUUAUGUAUCACAAUUCCGACUUAAUUGAAGGUUUUCACCGAAGUUAACGUCAAACAAAGUGAUCAGGACUUCUGCAGGAUUAUUCAUGUUGACGUUUCUGUCUUUUCAGCUGCUCUAAAACGCCAUAUUUAUGUAGAUGAACGUCCAAAUGUCCAGUUCUGCUGCUGGAGCACGGACUGCAGGACAGGAUGUGGCUCCACUCUGUUGGGGUUCGGUAGCUCUUAGAUGAAAAUCAACAUUUUUGCCACAUAGUCAACAGGCAGAAGUGAAAUGUAAUGGAUCUGGUUUUAUAUGAGGUGUGAUCAGGUGGUCCCUUUAAUAAGUUUUGACCAAUCAGAAUCAAGUUUUUCAAAUGUAAGUUAUACCAGGAUGAUGGACUGAACUGCUUCCACAGACAGUCGAUGGUCUUUCUCAUCGUAGACAGUAUUUUCCAGGGUAAGGAUACAGGAUUUGUCGGUGGUUACAGUUCAGACCUCACCUUCCUCUUUUCAGCCUGCUCUUCUUCUCUGCCUCUCCUCUCUCCCCUCCUCUUCCUCCCCCCUCUGAAGAGCGUCUUCGAGGGGAACUUGGGCUCUGGAUACUUAAAAGAGAGGCGGGCGGCGGGCCUCGUGUUUUGCGAGAACACGUCCUCUCUCUAUAGGACCUUAUUUGUGAGUGCGCUGGCUGUUUCUCUGCAUCCUAGAGUAAUCUGACCCAAACCCAGGUCUGAUCAGAGCUUACUCUCUUCGUUUUGCCUGUUUUUUUUUGGUUUGGAAGAAAACAAAGGUUUGAAUUGUGUGGCUAUUGAGCAUGAAUCUUACUACUGCAUGAGUUAAGCUCAUUAAUAUCAUGAUUUGUUAUGAUUUUCAUGUGUUGGCGUUCAGGUGAUUACAAAGUUCAGAAACGUGACAAGUAAAAAAAACAAUGACAGUCAAGGUUUUAGUUUGAAAAGAAUCAAAAGCAUCCUUCCUCCUCAAUCGUUUCUUCUUUUUCAGGAUCUGAGAUUUUUGCAGGAUCUUGUGUUUUAACCUCAGAUUUACUGUGUUUAAAAGUGAAGAAAAUAGUCCGUCUGUCUCAUUUUGAGGAGGAAGGACUGCGUUUUGAUCAUUCAGAGACGCUUCAGAUCAAACAGAGUGAAUUCUCUGGAUUGCUUUCCCUCCAUUUUUACUUUUUUAAACCCUCAUCAUGUGUGUGAGCAGGUUUUCCCAACCUGCCUCCUCUGUGGUGUUUCAUACCAACCCAGCCAGCAGGGGGCAGCACAUGGUUACCCCUCUAAGAAACACUGAAGAUGACUUUGAUGUUGUUCGCAGUUUUUCUCCCAUCAUGGAAUUUUGUUCUAAUUUUUACUGAAAACUGUUUUUGUUUAUUGAUGACAGUCUAACUUUAUACCUGAGAAUCAGUCGAUCUUUGAGUAACUAUUUAUUUAGUUUGCUGUAAUAUAUGAGCUAAAAUUUUCUGACAUUGGCUAACUAAGAAAUUGGCUAACUUAGAAAAUUAAAAUCAUCCAAGACGUGGAUGAUUUUAAUUUUCUAAGUUAGUAGCUACGUUACUUAGACUUGGCACACAGCCACGAAAAUUUCGUACACAUUUUGCAUCAAUCAUUUUGUUCUGGACCACGACCAAUGUUGAACUUUUGCUACCUGUGGAACAAAGUGUAAAACUAUGUUAAAUCCAAGCAAAAAAACCUCUACUGUAAAAAAAACGGAGCCAAUGAAGAAGUGCUGAAAAUGCUGUUCCCCAAGUGUCCACUAGAGGCUAGCUCCUAAAGCAAGUUGAUCCCUUAGACUUGUGUAAAAACAUAGAUGUAGUCACGGCAACGCACACCAUUUGAGUCUGAGGUGAAGUAUUAGCGCUGCUUUCAAAUUACCUCGGAAGUCAGAUGUCGGAGCUGAAAAUGACGUCACACCCAAGUUACCAGCGUUUUAGUUACCAAGUCGGAAAAAAGCAAAAUCGGAAGUGGAAACAAGAUGGCUACAUCUAUGAAAGUUAUUUUAGCACUUGCCUUGUCCGAACAUAAGUCAAGCGCUACAGUAACUUUUGUAGACGUAGCCAUUAGGCCUGGACGAUAUAGAAAAAAAGCAUAUCGAUAAAAAAUAAAUCAUAUUGAUCGAUAUCGAUAAUUAUUGAUAUAAUUAUUAUAAUUAUUUAACAUAUGUUUUAAUUGCAGCCCUGGAUGUUAUAUGCUAUUGCUUAAUGACCUACUUUUAAUAAAGAACACAGAAGCACUGAAUUCAAAUUCAAACCUUUAUUCAACCACCUUUUUUAUUUUACCACAACUGAAAGUUUUUUAAAAAAGAACUAAAAAAAAAAAAGAAAUCAACUUAAGGGGCCUGAGUGAUGUCAGUAAAUACUGACAAACAUAAAGACUAAAGUGACCAGAAAAUCUGAUAAAUAAAUAUUUAAAUAGUCUUUUGAUGAAAAUAAACAAAACAAACAAAUAUAUAAAUAAACAGAAUAGCUUUAGGUGGGAAUAACAUACUACCAGUUUUAACUGUGUGAGAAACUGCCCACAGCCUGGUGUCUGAACACUGAAAUAUUUCUCCCGGGGUCGGGAGAUUUAUUUUUUUUAAUUAUCAUGUGAUUGACUUGAUACGCAAACUGAGCACGAGAAGCAGGACUUAUCCACGCCGGUGUUGUGUCGUAGAAUGCACCCCUGCCGAAUGCACCCCCUGCUAGUAGCCAUGAUCCAAAUACUCGCGUCUUUGUAAAAUAUGAGCUCAUUUUCUUCCACUUUAAGAAGCUAAUGAGUGGACGGGAUGCAGGGGUGCAUUCUUCUCACCUUUUCAACCCCUGACCCAUUUUCAUGUCUGAAGCGCUGUGUUUGAGAAAUACUUGCGGCCGGGCACUUCAUAUCGCGGGUCGAGAGUGGCUAGAAGCUGGUCGAAGCCAGGCUUUUCAACGGCAGUUAUUGGCAGUAUGUCCCUCGCUAUGGAGCAUGUUACUGCAUGGGUGAUGUCCUUAUGCCGCUCGGACGCUUUGUCGUAUUUUGGCAAGAAACGAAGUCCAGUUUGGUCUGCUUCACUUGCUUUGUGCUGGUGCUGGCAGCGGUUCCAGAGGAUUCCUCCGACGACGACGUGGAGCCGCGGCGCGGCCGACACAGCUCGUACUCCUGCGGGUGCGACCGGUUUAGAUGGUAAAACAAGUUGGUUGUGUUACCAGACUUGGUUUUUACUAAUUCUCUGCAAAUUUUGCAAACGACCGCUGUUCGCUUUUUGUCAGACUUCUAAAAACCAAAAUACUGCCAUGCUGGUGAACUACUGACAAUGUCCUCCGCUUCUCCUUGCUUUAUCAUUUUUUCUAAUACACGUGCUGUCUGUUGUGGUUUGAUAGGGGCUGGGCUUGGUGCCGUAGCGUAACUGGGUCUGCGUUUGUGAUUGGUUGGGAGGAAGUAAUGACUGUAGCAAAAGCUACAUGAUAGGCUAUGAUGAAAAAGAAAGGGAAACUGUGUUUUUCUAUCGAACUUUUUAUCGACCCGUUUUUUUUCUAUCGCAGCACACGUCUAUCGAUCGAUAUAUAUUGUUAUCGAAUUAUCGUCCAGCACUAGUAGCCAUCUUGUUUUGCUUUUUUUCCGACUUGGUAACUGAAAUGCUGGUAACUCAGGUGUGACGUCAUUUUCAUCUCCGACAUCUGACUUCCAAGGAAACUCGAACGCAGCGAAAUGGCCAAUUAGUCGCCUCAUUAGAAAUGCUGACGAGUCCACUAAGAGGCGGAGUUAAGGCGGACUUUUAGCCUCCUCGCUAAUAGCAGCUAAUUUUUUACAAACCGUCCAUGUUUGUUGGCACACAGGCUGAUACUUUUAAGAUCGGCAUGAUUUAGAGCAUCAUUGUGCUGACUUGAAGGAUAGGACUGUAGUUAUCGUUACUGACGUUAUUUCAUGUUUUAUUCAGUUUGGUUGAAGCUCCAUUUUCAUGAGUUUUAAAUAAAGUUAAUUUGAAUAAAGAUCAAUGGGUUUCAUCCCAUUAUUCUCAUAUAUAAAUGUCCCCAACUGUCACCACACCAUCAGACCUUCAUUGAAUGACUCCUGCUACUGAUCAUUUGCUCUUUUUCUAUUUUCACCAUUGACUUCCAUCCUAAUCAAAGCUGUUGUGAAGAGAGUCCAACCAAUACAAGCUAACUGGGCUUGGAGAAUGGCAGAUAUCGGUGCAAACGUUGGUAGAAAUCCAACACAAACAGUAUUUUUUACAUUUUUUUAAUCUUAAAAGGAUAAUAAUCUGAUUUUUUGGAUGUGCUGCUAUCUGCCAGUGUUGUUUGGACUCUAGUUUUGUCCUCAUGUCCAGGUUGAAUUGGGGAACGUCAUUAACCAUGUGAUCAUCUCUCUGUCUUCCCAUUAUGUCCCAUUGUCUGGUGAUGCCGGCGGUGCUGGUGUGUUUUGUCCUCCACCUCCUCCUCUUCCUCCUCUUCCUCCCUGCAUGCCCCUCUUUUCCCCUAAUAACCUGCUGGUGUGUGUGUCUUUGUUUGUGUGUCUGUGUGUGGUUUGCUCUCUCCUGCCUUGUCCCCGGGAAAAUCAAAGCGCAAUCCUUUAGAGUUCAACACGGCGGGGCUGAAGAAGGCCUCGCUCAGUAAGGCCAUCAAGGUAACGACACGGUGACGAAGCACACAAACGCUUAGCGCUCUGACACCGAGGAGAGAUAUUUUCAGAGCGAGGACACGUUAAAGACUCAUAACUACGAAAUAUUGAUGAUUUAAUGUUAAGUCAGUCAAAGUGAUGCUACCAUCGAUGUUCUUGUUCCUUUUAUAGUGUAAUUAUUGUCUAAACUAUUGAUGAUUAUAACCCUCAGAAACAGAUCUAACUCAAGACAUUUAAAGCCCUCAGGAGGAAAUAUCCACCAGGGGGCGCUGAUGUAGAGUUCAUAUCGGCUUUGUGGCCAGUUUCAGUCACCAGAACUUAACUUCCUUCCUGACUGUUGUUGUGAAAUCAUUAACAAACUCCACUAAUCAUGUUUGUGUCUAAAUCUGUGUCUAACAAUGUGUGUUGUAAAUAACAACAUUGUUGUACACUCACACUCAGUCUUUUGAUUCUGGAUCCUUGAAUUGAUCUUUUCUGUUCAUCUGAUCUGGUGGGACUUUCAGACUUCCUGGUUUGGGGUCUUAUAGUUUGAACCUGAUGAGUUUUACUGCUGAAGUCUGUAGUUUUAACAGAUCAUCACAUUUGGCCUCUGAGGACUUAAAUGUGAUGAAGUAGUUUGGUACCAAUAAAAAUGUAAAAAAAAUUAUGUCCUUAACUGACUUUAUUAGAGCAGUAAAGUGAAUUUUGAUCAUGUUUACAUUCUACCAUAUUGUUAAAACCACGUUUUAACACACGCAUAAGUGUGGUCCAUAUAUAGUAGUUUUUAGUUACUAAUUGCAUGUAUAGCUUUGUAGAUAACUGUAAAAAAAAAAGAUGCUUAUAGUCGAUGUUGACCAACAUUAAAACCUAAUAUUGUAUAUGUUUGGAGGUGGAUAAGGGCCACCAUUAAAGAAUUUUCCAUUUUUAAGGUCUGAAAUUUUUAAAAGUUCAGUUUUUCCCCUCAAAAUUCAUAGUUUGACUUUUACAUUUUACCUGAAUGUUAGAAUUCAGACUGAAAUCACAGCUCUACAAAUAUGUCGCAUUUCUGAGGAGUUGGGUCCCAAAAACAUAAGCAAUCCACGGAAAAAGUCACAAUUAUCAGAAAAAAAUGAAACUGAGAAAAAAAAUUGGAAUUCUGAAAAACAAACAAACAAAAAAAUCUGAGGAAAAAGAUAGAAUUUUGAGGAAAAGUUGUAAAUCUUUGAGAAAAUUCUUUAAAUAAUUGUAGGACAACCAAGAAAAACAUUAAAAUUGUAAAAAAAAAAAAAAAAAAGUUAAAAUUCAGAGAAAAAUAUCAAAAUUGGGGGAAAAUGUAAAAAUUAAUCAGGAAAAAUGUUUAAAUUCUGAGUAAAAAAAAAUGAUAUUCAGAGUAAAACAGAAACCUGGGAAGAAAGAAAGAAUUUUCAAAAACUGUUUAAAAUAUUGAGAAAAAAAAAAUCAGACUUUUGAGUAAGACAAAGGAAAUCUAAAAAUCAACUCAGAGACUCAGAAUUAACUUUUAUAUCUUCAAAGAAAAGGUCCUUUUCACAGAGACACCACCAUGUUUCUACUGUAGCCCAGAAUGGACAAACUAGUGAAAUACGCCUUUUUGUAUUUAGUGAGCAGCUGUGUGAAAAGAACCAGCAGUAAGGUGAAGAAAAAGAGAGAGGGUGCUGUCAAACAUUUACUGUUGACACAAGGUUUUGGUGGUAAAAACUCAACUUAUAUUUAUGAUUGCAUAACUGGAGCUUUUUGUUAACGUUACUUUCCUCUUUAAUGUGGCCCUUCCACUCUGACAGACCAUGUUACUAUCAUUGCAUCUUUUUUUAAAGUGCAUUAAUUAGACACUGGAGUUAGAAUCAACAGUUAAAAUGUCGAUCGUGUGUCUUUUAUUAAUUUGAAAAUACUGAUCUCUGACUGAAAUGAAAUCGUGUCGCGUCUCCUAGCGUAGUUUGCUCAGUACGAGUUUGCUAUCUCUCGUUCUUGAUUGAAAAACAUUUUUUCUUUUUCUGCAGUCCGGUAAAAAAGUCACCAGUGAUCCCAGUCCGUUGGUCCAGUUCACAGUGGGACACAAGUCCUAUGAGAGCAAGGUGAGACCCAAAACCCACGAUGAGGAAAGUUCCCAUUUAGGAUAGUCCUUCGGCAUCCUGUACAUCCUCUGAUCUUAAAAACACGAGCACAAUGAUGAAGAAAUUGAUCGAUCUCGCCUUUUUUCCCCUGUUUUCAGACUCGAUAUAAGACCAAUGAGCCGGUGUGGGAGGAGGCCUUCACCUUCUUCAUCCACAAUCCCAAAACUCAGGAGCUGGAGGUGGAGGUACAGACGCCUCAUCAGCGGGUUUCCUGAGCGGACCAAUCUGUGAAGUUUGUGUUUUUAUCCCGAUGUGUACGCUGAUGUUGUCGGACUCUUCCAGGUGAAGGACGAGAAACACGAGUGUUCGUUGGGGACGUUAACGGUGCCCCUGACUCGCCUGCUGGAGGCUGAGGAGAUGACCCUGAACCAGCGCUUCCCCCUCAAAAACUCCGGGCCGAGCUGCACCCUCAAGAUGAAGAUGGCUCUGCGGGUAAAACGACGCGCCACUGAUGGUUUUCUCCAAAUAAUACAUAAAAUAUAAGCCUUUUAUUCCUCUUUCGUAUAAUUCAUAAACAGAGCAGAAUAAAGCCGCAAGAGAGAGACGGCAUCAAAGUCCCAUAUGGUGGAGUCAUAAAUAUGAAACAGGGUUUCCACCAGGAAAGAGCUGAUGUAUUAUGUAUAAUGCAGAUUUCAAAGGGCCCGACGUAAAGCCAGUGGAGCUGCAAACAGUGUUGCUCAGUAAUAUUAGUUUACGAUCUGCCGAGUUUUUAACCUUCUCCAAAACUAGAAUCUUCUCUGGGCCUGAGUCUGUUCAAGGUUAGGGUUAGGGUUAUGGUCCUCUGGUUUGACAAAAUUUGACCUUUUUUGAAAUCAUGACCUUCUAAGUUUGAACAAAACCAAUCUCCUGAUCUGUCCGUGUGUAUCAUUUCAGGUUUUGUGUCUGGAUAAAAAUGCAUCUGUACCUUCAGACUCCACCCCGUCAUCUGUGCAAGUCCGUAAAGGAAGCUCCUCCAACGCUGCCUCUCGACCCUCCGUUUCCUCUGACUCCCAGAAGCCUCCCUCCUCCACCUCCGAUAUCCCCCGCUCCGCCUCAGUGUCGGCUCAAGAUGUGCUGCACAGGCAAAAGGACGCCAGUGACCCCUAUAGAUCGCCAGGAAGCACAGACUUUGGACAGGGGGCAGGAGGAGGUCAGAGCCUGGCAGAUAACGGGAGGAGCACCUCCAACCUGGCCAUCUCGGGUUCUCAGCAGUACCUGGCAGGAGGGAAAGAACCGACGCCCAGCAUCGCAUCGGACAUCUCCAACCCCUACGCUGCCCAGGAGCUGCAGCUGAGACUGCAGCAGCUGCAGAAGUAUUUAUCACUCAAUCAGAUAUCGGCUGACUUCUGUAAACUUCAGUGCACCUUUAGUUAACCUCCUCCCUCUGUCUCUGUCCCUCUAUAGCGGCUCAGGCCCCAGUCACUACCCACUGGGUGAGAUUCAGCUGACGGUCCGACACAGCUCCCAGAGGAACAAGCUCAUUGUGGUCGUUCACGCCUGCAGGUACAGACCAGUCCGAAAAAAAGUCUGAAACUGGAACUGAAAUGUUUUCUUCAGCCUUUGUUAUCUCCUGGUGAGAGUUCGACUUCUUUUUUUCUUCUAAAAGAUAAUAUCCGUUUUCCUCUCCAGGAACCUGAUAGCGUUCACAGACCACGGCUCAGAUCCUUACGUCCGCCUCUAUCUUCUCCCUGACAAGCGGAGGUCAGGCCGAAGGAAAACUCACACAUUCAAGAAAACGCUCAACCCAAUCUACGAUCAGACGUGAGUGCACCCCUGGACUGUUUUAAAACAAACCAACAGAAUGCUGAUCAGAGUUUCAACGUAGCAUGUUCUCUGUGUGUGGUCAGGUUUGAGUUCACCGUCUCCCUCGUGGAGCUCCACAGACGAACUCUGGAUGUCGCAGUGAAGAACGGCGGGGGGCUGCUCUCCAAACACAAAGGCCUUCUGGGAAAGGUAAGAACAAGCACAGCUAAAGAUCGCUAUUUGGUGUUUGUUUGGUCUGUAAGCACAGAUAAGAAAUUUAUUUACAAUAACAUUUAGCUAUGAUUUUUUUUAUUAUCAUUUUUAUUGUUAAAACAAAAAAUUGUGCGUCUUCAUUUAUACUUAUUUGGAUGAGUAAUCUAAAUACUCUCAUAAUUAGCUCAUAUCCACCAUACAAGGUCACCCCAAAACUGCCCGGUGUGCACCACAAAAAUCUCCCGGAUUUUAUAACCCAAAUGUUGACAGGUAUUCUCUAGUGUUGAUGAAAACCAUCAGUCAGAGGAUUUCAGGUACUGUCUCUUUAAGGCCCCCCUUCCUCCGAGCCCACUCUCUUCUGAUUGGCCAGCUCAGACCAUCCCAGGAGAGAACCUGUAGUUGCAGCAAUUUAAACAUCAAGGAGAAUUCCGUGGCUUUGUGACAUCACAGGAUUCCAUAAAAACAUUGAUCAGCUGGAGGUCGGCUCAGACUGAGCUGUUAUUGUGGUGAACUUGUCUGACCUCACCCCCAGUUUCCACCGCAUCCAGAACGGCUACGAAAAGGCCGUAUCCGCCGAUUGUAGCUGAUCGUAACCAUUCAAGUUUAUACAUCAGUUCCGGGCACAGACACAAAAUAAAGCAACCGGCUUCUUUUCAAAAUAAAACAGACGGAUCGUAUUUCACACCAUGCAAACAGGCGGAGACAAACGAAAGGAUUUUAGAUGUCAUUUCUAAAAACCUCAUUUCUUAAAAUUGCAGCUGUUCCGUAUGUGUUGGCAAUUGGGGGUCAGCCUUACUCAGAUCUACUGAUCUGAAACUAGGCCCACAUUCAGGUGGUCAGAAUCAGAAAUGCUGUCUCUGCCAACAAUAACCGCACUCAGCAGACCACUUUGGCCUCAUUGACCUGCAGAGACUCUGAUCCUGUGUUUAGCUGUAUUACACCAUUUAUACCUAAAUUUGAUGGUUUUCUGGGUGUUUUCUUAUCUUUAGACCAGUCAGGCAAAAUUUUAAUUUCAGCUCAAACAACAAGGAAAUGAUGAAAUCCUUUGUUUCAUAACACAAAGACCAACUGUGGAGGAAAAAGGUUAAAAAAAAACAAUAGAAACUCUCUUGUCGAGCCAAAAGCCAAAGAAUAAAUCAAAUUAACUGGUGUGGAGACAAUAGACAAAUGUUAUUUCAUGGAUUUGGUCCAUUAAGAUGAUGUCAGAAUCUCAGUAACUGAGACAGGAUUUGUUGUCUAUUCUCAUCAGGUCCUGGUGGACUUGACCCACGAUGAGAUCACCAAGGGUUGGACACAGUGGUAAGUGUUUGGUCAUCCUCCUCUCCUUCCUAUUGAUUUACACUUUUGAUUUGUGCUGUUAGAAUUGAUGGUUAAAGCUCUGAAAGGGGGGUCGUAUUUUAUAACCUGAGACGUUUGCUUGCCCUGAGGUUAGAGUAACGCCGCUUUUGAAAUGAGUCUGAAGAAAACCUCAUUUGUCCUCCUGCAGGUAUGAGCUGAGUGAAGACGGCCAGGCGAAGGCUCACCAACUAUAG